AGCCGACGUGUGGCUAUGGCGUCUAACAGUCUUUUCAGCUCGGUGACUCCAUGUCAGCAGAACUUUUUCUGGGAUCCGAGCACCAGCCGCAGGUUCAGUCCGCCGUCCAGCAGCCUUCAGCCGGUGGCGGGGAAGAUGAGCGAUGUGCAGCAGGAGCCGAACGCGGCGGUGCCGAGACUCCGACAGCACGACAACCGAACCAUGGUGGAAAUCAUCGCGGACCACCCCGCUGAGCUCGUGCGGACGGACAGCCCCAACUUUCUGUGCUCAGUGCUGCCGUCUCACUGGAGGUGCAACAAAACUCUCCCGGUGGCGUUUAAGGUUGUCGCUCUGGGAGAUGUUCCUGACGGGACCGUGGUGACAGUUAUGGCAGGAAAUGACGAGAACUACUCGGCAGAACUGCGAAACGCCUCAGCUGUCAUGAAGAAUCAGGUGGCGCGUUUCAAUGACCUGAGAUUUGUUGGCAGGAGUGGAAGAGGAAAGAGCUUCACGCUGACAAUCACAGUAUUCACGAACCCACCGCAAGUGGCGACUUACCAUCGAGCCAUAAAGGUCACAGUGGAUGGACCGCGGGAGCCACGAAGACACAGACAGAAACUGGAAGACCCCCCAAAACCGCCGCUGUUCUCCGAGCGCCUGAGCGAGUUAGAGCGUUUACGCCAGACCACCAUGAGAGUUGCCGUGCAAACCCAGAGUCCCCGGCAGUCUCUCAACGCCACGCCGAACUCCUUCAAUCCACAGGGGCAAACUCAGAUCUCAGAUCCGCGGCAGGCACAAUCCUCUCCACCCUGGUCCUACGAGCAGCCGUACACUCCUUACCUGAGCCAAAUGACGUCACCCUCCAUCCACUCCACCACACCGCUGUCUUCCACCCGCGCCACCGGCCUGCCCACCAUCAGCGACGUGCCAAGACGCCUCUCAGGUACGUCGGAUCUCAGUCCGUUCUCGGCAGACCCACGGCAGUUUGAACGUCAGUUUCCUGGUCUGUCCACGCUCACAGAAAGCCGUUUCCCCAGUCCCAGAAUGCACUAUCCUGCGACGUUCACGUACACCCCCACGCCGGUCACCUCUGGCAUGUCUCUGGGCAUGUCCACCACCACCCACUACCACACCUACCUGCCUCCGCCAUACCCCGGCUCCACCCAGAACCAAAGCGGGCCCUUCCAGACCAGCAGCACGCCCUAUCUCUACUACGGCGCCUCAUCCGGGUCGUACCAGUUCUCAAUGGUGCCGGGCGGAGAUCGAUCCCCUUCCAGGAUGCUGCCGCCUUGCACUAGCGCAUCCACCGGCAGCACCCUCAUCAACCCCAACCUGCCCAAUCAGACGGACGGAGGCGAGGCGGAUGGCAGCCACAGCAGCUCGCCAACUGUGCUCAACUCCAGCGGCAGGAUGGACGAGUCCGUUUGGCGACCCUAUUGAGACGGUCUGGUUGAAUGAGACCUCAACGCAGCACUGUUAGCCUUAAAGACAGAGUGCGAGAGAUAGUUGCAUGUAAGCAUGAUCGGAUUUGAAGCACAAACUCAUUGGUACUCAUUGUUGAAUGGUUGCAGUGUAUUUUAUGACUACACUGAUGUUUUUUAAAAUUCUUUAAUACAGAUGACAAUUUACGGCAUUAGUCUGAUUCAUCUGACAUUCCACAUCUGCUAUCAGUGAUAUAACAGACGCCAGUCACUGAAUUUAAAGGAAUAGUUCACUCAGAAAUGAAAAUAUGCUGCCUCAUAUCGUUCUAAACCCAUCCACUGCAAUAAAGGAUUUUUAGUACAACUUUAGAUAGUUGUACUAUCUAAACAUUCUCAAAUAAACAUACAUUUACUUGAGAAGGAAAUUACUUAAGGUAUUAAGUCUUGUUUCCUAAAAAAAUAACUUUUUUUUUUUUUUCAAAAUUGAUUGAGUUUAUACUUGAGGUAUGGGGUAAAGUUUUUUUCCCGACCCCACUGGCAGAUAAUUGUCUCAUCUCAUCUCUCAUCUCAAUUUAUUUAUAAAGCACAAUUAAAAACAACCACAGUUGACCAAUUUGCUGUACAAUGUUCUAAAAAGACUUAUAAAAACCAAUCAAAAAACAAUUUAAAAAAAUGUAUAUGUAUAAUACAAAAACAAAACAAACAACAACAGACAACAAAGGACAUCACAAGUCAUAGGCUUAAGUGAAAAGUUACGUUUUAACUUUUAAAAAUAUGUAAUGUUGGUGCUGUUCUAAUAUGGAUCGGUAAACUGUUCCAAACUCUGAUAGGUAAACCUUAGAGUUCUCACAGGAUGGUGUUUACACAACAAGUCAAAAAGGUAAGAGGGGGCGAGGCCAUUUAAACAUUUAAAAACAAGCAGAAGCACUUUAAAUUGAUUCUAAAGCGGACUGGGAGCCAAUUUAAGACAUUAAAACAGGAGCGUUUGCGAACACUGGUUAAAAGUCUUGCAGCCGCAUUUUGGACCAUUUGUAAUCUACAUAAUGAAGAAUUGUUUAUUAUUACAAUAUUACAAUAGUCAAUUCUAGAAGAAAUACAAGCAGGAAUUGCAGUUUCAAAGUGCUUAAAAGAAAGGAAAGUCUUCACUUUAGCCAGCACUCUUAGUUGGUAAAAACUUGACUUGACAACUAAAUUUAUUUGCCUCUCAAAUUUAAGUGCACUAUCAAAUAAGAUGCCCAAUUUUUUACACAUGAUUUAACUGAAGAAGAUAAAACACCAGAAUUUAAAUGAGAAAUGUUUGGGAUUUUUGGAAAAGCCAAACACGAUGAUCUCUGUUUUACUCUCAUUUAGAUUUAAAAAAUUUAACGACAUCCAGUCUUUGACAUCGGAAAGACAGGCACAGAAGGAGUCUAAGUCAUUUGUGUGCUUCAGAGGCAAAUAAAGUUGAGUAUCGUCUGCAUAGCAAUGGCAGUACAAGCCAUGUUUUACAAAAAUAGAGUCUAAAGGAAGCAUAUAUAGAGAAAACUAUAAAGGGGCCAAAAUAGAGUCUUGGGGGACCCCACAAAUCAAGGGGACCACACCCGAGUGGCAUCCUUCUAUAUUUGUUAUUGUUUUAAGCAUUAAGUCACAUAAUUUUAUGUUUUGUUUUUUCAGGUAAAUAAGACUUUACAUUAUCUUAUAUCAUUUUGCUUCUCAAGUAAAUGUUUCUUGAUUUAAGAAAGUUUUGACAUUUUAUUGAAAAAAGAGACGAAAUGCAAAAAAAGAUAUCACUUUUUGCAGUAUUUACUUCCUUUCUUUUGUGGAACACAAAAUGACAUAUUUAGCGCAAUGUUAACGCUGCACAUUUAAAUGCAAUGAAAGCAUAUGGUGGUGGUAAAGCUCCAAAAUGCUCUUUAAUGUGGUUUUUGAAGCUUGAUAGCUGAUCAUGUGGCUUUCACCACCAAAAGAAGGUGGCUUGUGUGCUAUAUAUUCUAAUUAUUCUAAAAACAUUCAGUAACUUUGUGUAAAGAGCAGACCAAUAUUUAAGAGUAAAUGUUGCCAGAAUAUUCAUUUUUGGACGAACUAUCCCUUUACCUGUCCUAGAGUAAACUUUCAUUGCAAUAGGAAUGCAUACACACUAUUGGCUCAGAAUAUUUUUAUACUAACUUGGUCUAAUUUAGCAUUUCUUAACACUGAAAGCAAUUUUUUUAUUUAUGCGUGUUAGAAGUCAGCUAUUUGAAACCUUACUGGCUAAUUCCCUCUGAUUAUUUUAAUUUAUGUAUGAAAUGGUAGCAAACGGUACUGACUGCGAAGCAAUAUAAGCCAUAUAAACUUUAAAUUAUGCAAUGUGUUAGGAGGGACAAAAUCUAAGACGUUUGAAUAUUAUUUUUUGGGACAUCUAUUAAUAACUUAAUGAAAUAUUUACUCGUUUUGUAAUUUAAAUGUUUUGUUAUUAUUGUUAUUGUAAAGCAACCAAAAAGAAAAUCCAAUGGUACGCAAGCAAUGAAGGAAGGAUAUUUCAUUGUAAGACUAUAUCCACAAUCAAAUGUUUGUGGAUUUUUCUCGGAGUAAUAUCUCAGUCUGAUACGUUUCAUAUUAAUAACAUGAAGUAAGCAAGCGUUAAGACAUCCAGAAAUGUUUUAGACUGAGUAAAUCUGAGUGAAUAACAUCCAUAACAAAAACAAUCAAUAAAUGUACAAAGAUAUGUUACGAGAGGUGACGUGCUGCACUCUCCACUUGUUUUAUUUUGGUAUCCAAUGUUUAGCAAGUUAAUUUAUUUUAGAUGUAAUUUUUAUUUAAUGUUUUUGGUGACUACAAGAACGACCAAACUCUUGCAGCAGUGGCCUAAAUCUCUGCUUCUUCAGAUACAGACAUGAUCAAAUCUUGCGCAUGCACUUGCAAAACGACCAGUUUCAAUACAAUUGUCAGCCUUCUCUUCUAUAACUGGAUGGUUAACUGCACUUUGUAGGUUAGUUAAAUACUAUGCAAACUGUACUACAACAAUCACACUCAGAAAUGUCUCUUUGCUGUGUGCUAAUGUUCUUGAGGUACAAUAUAAUCAAAGUACUUGGCAUUUUAGACAACAAAUGAAAACAACAAAAUCUCUGAUAGAAGUACAGUGAAAUGAACUGUUUAAGAUGAGAUGGGCUGUAAGCAAACAUUAUACUGAACAGACAAUCAAAUUUAAUUCCACAAUGGAAAAGUUUAUCAUCUCUAUUUCUAGAAUUUAUUUAUUGGUCAGAAAACCAUAACAAGAUGAGAUGAAAUUAUCACUGAAAAGAGAACUCAUGCAAAUACGUUACCAAUUUUGAAACAAUUCUGUUUGUAAUUCUUUACACUUUGUAGUUGGCAUCUUUGAAGAUUAAUGUACAUGUUUCUGGAUUCAACAAGUGGUACUUGAUAGAAUGUUUGUCCAUAUGUAAGUUAAUAGGCUGCUGGCAGCGCCCUUCUGAAACAAAUCUCACUUGUCUGCUUUAUUUCUGUUUUUGUGUAGAACAAAGCACUUCUUCUUUUAAAGGGAUGUAAAACAAAUGAAGCCUAAAUGCCAGAUAUAAAGAACAAAUAGAUAUUUUACUCAAGAACUUAUAUUUUGCAUGAAGAAAAUGAAGGCUUUUUUGCAUAAUGACAUAAUGACAAUUAAGGACAUUUUCUUCCCUGACUAACCUUUCUGUUUUGGCACAAUAAAUUACAUACAUUAACAUCAAUUAAAUCCAGUACAAUAGUAACUAAAAAUAUAUAUGCAUUUUUUCAUGUUACAGUAAUGAAUAAUUAUUAAAAAUAAUGUCUCAAUGCAAAACAUAAGCCAAACAUAGUCCUAAACUUCAUGCAAAAUAUGUCAUGUUUUUUCUCUUUGAUUUUUGUGAUCAAAUGUAACUUGAACAUGUUCUUGAUCAGUUUUGAGAGAUUCACCCAGCAAUUAAACUGAGCUAAAAACAAGCAUGUAAGCUUUUUUCACCCCAUCUAUUUGUUCUGUACAGUAUUAAACCCCAUUUAUUUGAGUAACAAAAACAUCACUUACACUGCUGUCCUUAACUGCCCUACUAUUUGAUUUUGCCUUUUCUUUACCGUGGUGUCUUCUGGUAUGAGGAGAGCAUUUAUGUUUACAGAAUGUUUACAAAAACUGCAAGCAGGUAACUGCAAAUGUAAAGAACCUCUGCACUGUUAACUUUUUAUGAAUCCAUGUUUAAUUGCUUCAACAUGCCUGAUAACACAAGAACAACAUUGGUCUGUCUUAAUCAAACAUGUCACAGGGCCAAAAUAUUUCUAUGCUUUUGGGCUAUAGACUAUGUUUUUCAUUCACCCUUUUUUAUGUAGUACCCUUGCAAGAGUUUUACAACUUCUGGGUCAACUAGCAGAGAUUCCUUCCAUGAGACUAUUUAUCUCUGUUCUAUACAUUAAAACAAGCAUUGAGAGUUCAUUUACAUAUGUUUUGUCAUCAUCACAGACAUUCAGAGAGUUUUGGGAUUCUCCUUGGAAUAUCUAUUUGCAAAUUUCAUGUAUAUUGCCAGUACGCAAGGUCAGUUUAAAUAUGAAGAAAACCAAAUGCUUCUGCGACAUAUUUUGCGCUUUGUUAUUUUCGUUUCUGGACCCUGGAAACACAAUGCUAUUGAAAUAUGCAUCAUUUUGAUUCAUCACAAUGCUUUGUUUGUAAACAACUUCCUUGCACAUACUGUACAGAUGUUUCAGUUUCAACAGUCCUGUUUGUGAAACUUUAACCUGUUUGUAUGGGACAAACAAUCCAGUAAAAAUAUUGUGAGAUUUUUGAGCGUUUCUGAUGAUUGUAUCAUUUGUCUUUGAGAAUAAAAAUGGCUUUUUGUUAUAA
Molecule: messenger RNA, 6201 nt
Organism: Ctenopharyngodon idella (grass carp)
Lineage: Eukaryota; Metazoa; Chordata; Actinopteri; Cypriniformes; Xenocyprididae
Gene: runx2a
Product: RUNX family transcription factor 2a
Exons: 7
Coding region: 16-1419 (467 amino acids)
Biological process (GO): hemopoiesis; neuron differentiation; regulation of transcription by RNA polymerase II
Cellular component (GO): nucleus
Molecular function (GO): DNA-binding transcription factor activity, RNA polymerase II-specific; RNA polymerase II cis-regulatory region sequence-specific DNA binding; ATP binding
Source: RefSeq, a predicted model, not a curated record